Messenger RNA from Populus euphratica (Euphrates poplar), 2479 nucleotides. Its product is annotated as oligopeptide transporter 4-like. Gene Ontology annotation, biological process: transmembrane transport. The record is from RefSeq and is a predicted model, not a curated record. Gene Ontology annotation, molecular function: oligopeptide transmembrane transporter activity. The transcript is spliced from 6 exons. Lineage: Eukaryota; Viridiplantae; Streptophyta; Magnoliopsida; Malpighiales; Salicaceae. The coding region runs from base 69 to 2312 and encodes 747 amino acids.
CUAUAACAUUCCAAAAUUCAAAAACCAAAAACACCACUCCUCAGCUCUCAAUCUCUGUCUCACAUUCAAUGGGAACUGUAGAGUUGGAGGCACCGCCAAGCAAAGACCUUGACAUAGACGAAGAAGAGCUCUCUCCAAUAGAACAAGUUCGUUUAACAGUACCCAACACGGAUGACCCGUCUCUCCCAGUAUGGACUUUCAGGAUGUGGUUCUUGGGCAUUCUCUCUUGCUGUCUCCUUUCUUUCUUGAACCAAUUCUUUGCUUAUCGAACUGAGCCUCUCAUCAUCACCCAGAUUACCGUCCAGGUGGCAACUCUCCCCAUCGGACGGUUUUUAGCUACUGUGCUGCCUGAAACCAAGUUUAACAUUCCUGGUCUUGGGAGUAGAGAGUUCUCUUUUAACCCUGGGCCGUUUAACAUGAAAGAGCAUGUUUUGAUUUCGAUAUUUGCUAAUGCUGGUAGUGCUUUUGGGUCUGGUUCAGCUUAUGCUGUCGGUAUUGUUAACAUUAUCAAGUCCAAGGCGUUUUACGGAAGGAACAUCUCCUUUUUCUCUGCUUGGGUUCUCAUCAUCACCACACAGGUUUUAGGGUAUGGUUGGGCUGGGCUAUUGAGGAAAUACGUGGUGGAACCAGCUCAUAUGUGGUGGCCUAGUACUCUUGUUCAAAUAUCUCUUUUCAGGACAUUGCAUGAAAAGGAAGACAAAAACGAGCACCGAAUCUCACGAGUGAAAUUCUUUGUCAUUGCAAUGACAUGUAGCUUUCUCUGGUACUUGUUGCCAGGGUACCUCUUCCAAACAUUACAAAGCAUUGCUUGGAUUUGCUAUGCUUUUCCACAUUCAGUCACUGCCCAACAGAUAGGGUCUGGCAUGAGAGGACUAGGAAUUGGAGCCUUGACAUUGGACUGGUCAACAGUAGCUUCGUACUUGUAUAGCCCUCUGCUUACUCCCUUCUUCGCUAUUGUAAAUGUCUUCGUAGGGUAUGCACUCAUAAUGUACGUCGUAAUUCCAAUAUCAUACUGGGGACUGAAUGUAUACAAUGCCAAGACAUUUCCCAUUUUUUCAUCGCACCUGUUCGAUGCACGAGGUGCGACGUAUAACAUUACUGAGGUUGUUAACGACAAGUUCGAGUUAGAUUUGGCACAGUAUGAUAAGCAUGGGAGAGUUCAUUUGAGUACAUUCUUCGCUCUCACCUAUGGAUUUGGAUUUGCCACUAUUGCAGCCACUCUUUCUCACGUAGCUUUGUUCUAUGGAAGGGAAAUUUAUGAUCGUUACCGGGCCUCUUCUAAGGGAAAGGAGGAUAUUCACACAAGACUAAUGAAGAACUACAAGGACAUACCUUCCCGGUGGUUUCAUGGGCUUCUAGCCAUGACAUUACUAGUCGCCCUUUUCCUCUGCAUCUUCUUGAAAAAGGAAGUUCAAAUGCCAUUUUGGGGACUUCUUUUCGCAGCUGCCCUUGCCUUCAUAUUCUCCCUCCCUAUCAGCAUUAUUACUGCCACCACAAAUCAGACACCAGGGCUGAAUAUCAUUACUGAGUAUGUAAUGGGAAUCAUAUAUCCUGGGAGACCUAUAGCCAAUGUUUGCUUUAAAACCUAUGGCUAUAUGAGCAUGGCUCAGGCAAUUUCCUUUCUUAGUGACUUCAAGCUAGGACAUUAUAUGAAGAUUCCUCCAAGGUCCAUGUUCCUGGUUCAGUUCAUUGGAACCAUCAUAGCUGGAACAAUCAACCUUGGGGUUGCAUGGUGGCUUCUGAAUAGUGUUGAACAUAUAUGCCAAGAUAACCUCCUCCCAGCAAAUAGUCCUUGGACUUGCCCUAGUGACCGUGUGUUCUUCGAUGCAUCUGUCAUCUGGGGUUUGGUUGGACCUAGGAGAAUCUUUGGCUCCCAAGGAGAAUACGCGGCCCUCAACUGGUUCUUCUUGGGAGGACUGUUGGGGCCAUUUAUUGUAUGGCUACUCCACAAGGCAUUCCCUGGGCAAUCUUGGAUACCACUCAUUAAUCUACCAGUGCUCCUGGGAGCAACAGCUGCUAUGCCACCAGCAACAGCAAUAAACUACAACUCAUGGAUUUUAGUUGGAACAAUCUUCAAUUUUUUCAUUUUCAGGUACAGAAAGGACUGGUGGCAGAGAUAUAAUUAUGUUCUAUCAGCAGCUCUUGAUGCAGGUGUUGCCUUCAUGGCAGUUCUUAUUUAUGUGACGGUAGGGCUCGAAAAUAAGAACUUGUACUGGUGGGGUUCUGAUCCUGAUGUUUUUCCGGAGCACUGCUCACUAGCAACUUGCCCCACCGCAAAGGGUAUCUCGGUUGACGGGUGUCCAACAUUCUAGCUCUCAUAGUAGUCUCAAGUUCUUUAAUUCUCAACGAACGCCUAAGUUUCCCAAGUUUUCAGCAUUAAUGUGUCUUUACAUUUCUUCUAUAUACAGCGGUGCUCUUUUUCAUGUCUACUUAUUAUUGAGGCAAAUUAAGAAAAAAUAAAUUACAGCACAAAUUUAGG